Rhinopithecus roxellana (golden snub-nosed monkey) is the source of this 3287-nucleotide messenger RNA. It is a transcript of the gene ZNF189, whose product is annotated as zinc finger protein 189. The transcript has 4 exons. Gene Ontology annotation, biological process: regulation of transcription by RNA polymerase II. The coding region runs from base 529 to 2283 and encodes 584 amino acids. Lineage: Eukaryota; Metazoa; Chordata; Mammalia; Primates; Cercopithecidae. The record is from RefSeq and is a predicted model, not a curated record. Gene Ontology annotation, molecular function: RNA polymerase II cis-regulatory region sequence-specific DNA binding; DNA-binding transcription factor activity, RNA polymerase II-specific.
GCGGGGAGGAGGCUCUAGCAAGGCCUGAAAGGCUGCGUAACCAGGCAGGAGUAGGGGUUGGGGUUCGGGGUUGGGGGACAGCCAGGGAUCGCGUCUGAUACGCUGUUGGGGUCGUGACCGCCUGGGGGCCGAGGCAGGCACUGGCCAGACCCAGCCAGGGAUCCUUGUUUUCGUCGAGCCUAAUUUCCAGCAGCCGGGUAGGCCUCACUAGAGGCUCCUUUCCGUGAGGCCGCCCCCAAUUCCUGCCCCUAUUCUCUGCCUGGGAGAUGGCUUCCCCGAGCCCCCCGCCGGAGUCAAAGAGAGACUUGAUAAAUCGGCCAGAGAAAAUAAAUAAUGCUCCAGACUAGCUCUCUCAUUUGUGAGUUCUUCAGGUGAAGCACCAUUUUUGACCUUCCCUUGUGUCUUCUGUUCCUGGCACAGUGCCUGGACCCCAAGGGGUUGCUGACAUUUGAGGAUGUGGCUGUGUUUUUUACCCAGGAGGAGUGGGAUUAUCUGGACCCAGCUCAGAGAAGCCUGUAUAAAGAUGUCAUGAUGGAGAAUUAUGGAAACCUGGUCUCACUGGAUGUUUUGAACAGAGAUAAGGAUGAGGAGCCAACCGUAAAACAAGAAAUUGAAGAAAUUGAGGAAGAAGUGGAACCACAGAGUGUAAUAGUUACAAGAAUCAAAAGUGAAAUUGACCAGGAUCCUAUGGGUAGAGAAACCUUUGAACUUGUUGGUAGGUUAGAUAAACAAAGAGGAAUCUUCUUAUGGGAAAUACCAAGGGAAUCUUUGACCCAGGAACAGAGAAUGUUCAGAGAAAACACUAACAUUAUCCGUAAAAGACCAAACUCAGAAGAGAAAUGCCAUAAAUGUGAAGAAUGUGGAAAGGGUUUUGUCCGCAAGGCCCAUUUCAUUCAACAUCAAAGGGUCCAUACUGGUGAGAAACCUUUUCAGUGCAAUGAAUGUGGGAAAAGUUUUAGCCGCAGUUCAUUUGUUAUUGAACAUCAGAGAAUUCACACUGGGGAAAGGCCCUAUGAGUGUAAUUACUGUGGAAAAACCUUUAGUGUGAGCUCAACCCUUAUUAGACAUCAGAGAAUCCACACUGGAGAAAGACCCUAUCAGUGUAAUCAGUGUAAACAGAGCUUCAGCCAGAGAAGGAGCCUUGUUAAACAUCAAAGGAUUCAUACAGGUGAGAAACCCCAUAAAUGUAGUGACUGUGGGAAAGCCUUCAGUUGGAAAUCACACCUUAUUGAGCAUCAAAGAACUCACACUGGUGAGAAACCUUAUCACUGUACCAAAUGUAAGAAGAGCUUUAGUCGAAAUUCAUUGCUUGUUGAGCAUCAAAGAAUUCACACUGGGGAAAGACCCCAUAAAUGUGGUGAAUGUGGGAAAGCCUUUCGAUUAAGCACAUACCUUAUACAACACCAAAAAAUUCACACUGGCGAGAAGCCUUUUCUUUGUAUUGAGUGUGGAAAAAGUUUCAGUCGGAGCUCAUUCCUUAUUGAACAUCAGAGGAUCCAUACUGGUGAAAGACCUUAUCAAUGCAAAGAGUGUGGGAAAAGUUUCAGUCAGCUUUGCAACCUUACUCGUCAUCAGAGAAUUCACACAGGAGACAAGCCCCAUAAAUGUGAGGAAUGUGGGAAAGCCUUUAGUAGAAGCUCAGGUCUUAUUCAGCAUCAGAGAAUUCACACCAGGGAGAAGACUUAUCCAUACAAUGAAACUAAGGAAAGUUUUGAUCCAAAUUGCAGUCUUGUUAUACAGCAGGAAGUCUACCCUAAGGAGAAAUCUUAUAAAUGUGAUGAAUGUGGGAAAACUUUUAGUGUUAGUGCUCAUCUUGUACAACAUCAAAGAAUCCACACUGGUGAAAAACCCUAUCUAUGUACUGUCUGUGGGAAAAGCUUCAGCCGGAGCUCAUUUCUUAUUGAACAUCAGAGAAUCCACACUGGUGAGAGACCCUAUCUGUGCAGACAGUGUGGAAAAAGCUUUAGUCAACUUUGUAAUCUUAUUCGACAUCAGGGUGUUCACACAGGUAAUAAACCCCAUAAAUGUGAUGAAUGUGGAAAGGCCUUUAGCCGGAACUCGGGUCUUAUUCAGCAUCAGAGAAUACACACAGGAGAGAAACCUUAUAAGUGUGAGAAGUGCGACAAAAGUUUCAGUCAACAGCGCAGUCUUGUCAACCAUCAGAAGAUGCAUGCAGAAGUGAAAACCCAAGAAACCCAUGAAUGUGAUGCUUGUGGUGAAGCCUUUAAUUGCCGCAUUUCUCUUAUUCAGCAUCAGAAAUUGCACACAGCAUGGAUGCAAUAAAUGUAGAGCGAUACAUAAGCUCAAUUUGAUUUGAAACUAGUUACCCAAGUGCAGUUUUAGUAUGGCUCAACGUGGGUCAAAUUUGGUGAUAAAGCAAAUUCUCCUUGGCCUCAGACAAAUGGUUUCUAAAGAUUCUGUGAAUAGUGGACAACUGCCCAAGAGCAUCUGACUUCCCUUACUCUUUGUUUGAUGAUCAUAGAGACUUAGUAAUUUAUCUAAGUAUCUUUAAUCAGCAGAGAGAUUAAACCUAGGUUCAGAGCAUGGAUGCUCUGAGGGACAAAGUAGGAUUACUAUAAGGGAGCUGGAGCAGCUGAUAUUGGAAAACUGAGAAUAAUGAUUCAAAGAGUCUUCUGUCACCAUCUCAUAUUGUGGUUCUUUCAGUUCCAUGAUAUGUUUGGCUCUGCAUGCCAAAGUCCAGUGAUUAAGCAUAUAUAAGUUGUCAAGGAAACAAAGCCCAAAUGUUUUUGAAAUCAAUAUACAGUUUUUGUCCUUGUUUAAGUAAGCCAGUUGUUUGGCAUGUGAGUUAAAGGCAGUUCCAAUGCCUGAUGGUUCCCAGAUCUAUAAAAUGAGUGGACCAUUAACCUUACAUGUAAAGAUUAUGUUAGUAAUUAAGAAACCUAACAGGUGUUACCAAGGAACCUUUGGGAGUGCCUUUUUUGUUUCUCAAGAUGGACCCAAAAAAGUGGAGGAAGAUACCGUUCUUUUGUGCCCUCCUACCUGUGAAAGAUAUUUGUAGUCCUAUGUGAAUGAGCUUAUUCCUCCACAACCAGGUGCAUAUAAAAGUGUACAUAUUUUGAUUGCCAAGAAUUGGAAAUGAAAAGACCUGGAGUCUAUGCUAGGAAGCUGAGAUAUUUUGGUAUUGCAUUGGUUUUUAUGAUAACUAGGUUUUGCAUGCAAUUAAAAAUUCUUAUUUCUUGUUCUAGGGCUUCCCUUAGUUAAUGGUUAUUAUAAACCUAUUACUUCACCUGUUUUAACCAUUAAAACUUGUUUUGUUUUUUGCUUUG